AUGCCAGCCAGUCAACACCAGUCCAACUCAAAAACUGGAGAUUCUGCUCAGGAGAAGGGCAAAUCGAAACAACAACUCUCAGUGGCAGAUGAAGAAAUCGAGCAGGAACGACAAACUCACCUACGGACAAUCGAAUUACUUGAUCGAGUCGCAAAUGGUGAAAAAGCUGCUGGUCGACUACUUCCCGCCGACCUACUAGAAGACCCUCUUGAUGCACAUCUCUUAUACGUACGUUGGACUUUGGACACGUAUGGCCCACAGGAAGAAAAUCUGAAAAAGAAUCUGAUCAUCAUCCUCGAACAAUCGACGCGUCGGUUUGUCAACGAAAAACAAUAUCGAUCAGAUUUAAGAUAUCUCAAACUAUGGGUUUUAUAUGCCAGACAUUGUUCGAAACUUGGUGCAACGAAGAUAUACGAAUAUCUAAACUCUAAAGAGAUUGGCAUCGAUUUUAGCAUGUUCUACGAGGAAUGGGCCAGCUCAGUCGAUCAACAUCCAGAUAAUCUCAAGACAAUCGAAGAAAUCUUUGAUCUUGGAAUUCAGCGUGGAGCAGAACCUCUUAAUCGAUUGAAGAAAAAGAAGAUUUCAGUCUUAAAACGCGUCUCGCAAUCCACUUCAGAUAGAUCACCACAGCCACCAACCCCAAAUCGCAAUGAGCUUUGCGACGAUCCUCUGAAAAACCAUCGGAUUAGUUCAUCUGCUGAUCCACCGAAAAAUCCAACUGAGCCUCCCCUCAAAAAGCCUCCCGCACCCACCACUCAAAAAUUAGCAUUGGACCUCUCCAAGUUAUACCCCGGCGAUGGAGUUGAGAUAAGUCCAGAGGAAUACAAAGCAACACAGCAAUACGGUUCUCGGCGUUGGGGCGUCGAACCUUG
Molecule: messenger RNA, 872 nt
Organism: Puccinia graminis f. sp. tritici CRL 75-36-700-3
Lineage: Eukaryota; Fungi; Basidiomycota; Pucciniomycetes; Pucciniales; Pucciniaceae
Exons: 2
Biological process (GO): mitotic spindle assembly checkpoint signaling; meiotic sister chromatid cohesion, centromeric
Molecular function (GO): protein kinase activity
Source: RefSeq, a predicted model, not a curated record